GAUGACUGUAGGCAUCACAUUUUUCUUUGCUUUAUUUUCUUAUUCUUUUUCGGCCGGUGGCGUGUGCAAUCGCAGAAGGGCAUACGGAGAUGGGAGGAUUGUCUUGUCCGCCUUGGGCACGCUACGGUUGCUUGGGGUUUUGGGAUUGUGGCUUGUGGCUUGCAGCUUGCAGCGUGCGGGAGCUGAAGUCGGCGCCUGUAAUGCAUUCUGCACAGCGGCCCUUAUCAGGACGACGGACAGGAAAAAGCACCGACACAUUCAUGUCAUGCUUCUGGGACGAGGCUGAUUGAUAGCAUGAUACCGUGAUACCGUGACACGGCGGUGCUGUGCCUCGUCUGGCUGAGAGAGAGCGCAGAGAUGAGAGAUG
This is a messenger RNA of Ilyonectria robusta, 367 nucleotides long. RefSeq lists its product as uncharacterized. The record is from RefSeq and is a predicted model, not a curated record. The annotation marks the transcript as partial. The transcript has a single exon. NCBI's taxonomy places the organism in Eukaryota, Fungi, Ascomycota, Sordariomycetes, Hypocreales, Nectriaceae.